Messenger RNA from Aspergillus tanneri, 585 nucleotides. It is a transcript of the gene MSL1, whose product is annotated as U2 snRNP complex subunit MSL1. Gene Ontology annotation, cellular component: U12-type spliceosomal complex. NCBI's taxonomy places the organism in Eukaryota, Fungi, Ascomycota, Eurotiomycetes, Eurotiales, Aspergillaceae. Bases 1 to 585 code for a protein of 194 amino acids. The record is from RefSeq and is a predicted model, not a curated record. Gene Ontology annotation, biological process: mRNA splicing, via spliceosome. Gene Ontology annotation, molecular function: pre-mRNA intronic binding; U12 snRNA binding. The transcript has 3 exons.
AUGACUACAAGUGCAACUCUUACGCGCAGCGGUACCCAGAGUAAAUCUGCUCCUACUGGUCUUCCAAACCAAACGCUAUACUGUACCAAUCUUCCAGAUAAGCUUCACAAGUAUGACCUACGAAUUUCGCUUUAUACUCUUUUUUCCACGUAUGGCACAGUUCUGGAUGUCGUGGCUAUGAAAACCAAAAAAAUGCGUGGCCAGGCCCAUGUUGUGUUCAAAGAUGUCCAAUCCAGUACGCAAGCAAUGCGUGCCCUUCAGGGGUUUGAAUUUUUUGGCAAGCCGAUGAAAAUUGUUUAUGCCAAGGGUUCCUCCGACAUCAUUUCUAGACUCCGUGGGACCUACAGUUUGGUACCAACAGGUGCAACACAAACUGUAGUUGCCUCUACAGAUCUUCAAAAGACUAUCUUCAGUGGACCUCCAGGGUCGGCAGUAUUACCGCCCAGACCCGCUGGUGAGACCAACGGUGAACCUCAAGCUACCCACGGGGUCAAGCGGGCUCGAGAUGAGGAAAGCGAAGAAGGGGAGGCGCCGAUGGAUGAGGAUAGUGACGUUCCAAUGGAGGCUUCAUCGGAUGAGGAUUAA